This is a messenger RNA of Vitis vinifera (wine grape), 1967 nucleotides long. Its product is annotated as putative hydrolase C777.06c. The coding region runs from base 54 to 1193 and encodes 379 amino acids. NCBI's taxonomy places the organism in Eukaryota, Viridiplantae, Streptophyta, Magnoliopsida, Vitales, Vitaceae. The transcript has 8 exons. The record is from RefSeq and is a predicted model, not a curated record.
CCCAAUGUUCUCUCGCCUUGCCUCUACGCCAUCUCUCUAUAAAGUCAUCGGAAAUGGAGUCCGGCAAUCUCGCUGAGAACGGACACUGUUCCGAUGCCGCCGGCGAACCUCGAUCGUCUCUCAUCCUUCUCGGAACCGGCUGUUCCAGUGUCGUCCCCAAUGCCAUGUGCCUCAUCCAGCCCUCCGAUCCUCCCUGUAAUGUCUGCUUCCAGUCAUUGUCGCUCCCUCCGGAGCGGAACCCAAAUUACAGGUGCAAUACUUCUCUUCUGAUUGAUUAUUGCCAGAACAAUGGUGAACACAAAUACAUAUUGAUUGAUGUCGGAAAGACAUUUAGGGAGCAAGUUAUUCGGUGGUUCACUUUUUAUAAGAUUCCUCAAGUGGAUUCUAUAAUUUUGACUCAUGAACAUGCUGAUGCAGUUCUUGGUUUGGAUGAUAUGCGUGCUGUUCAGCCAUUUAGUCCUACAAAUGAUAUCAGUCCUACUCCUGUUUACCUCAGUCAGUAUGCAAUGGAGAGCAUUGCCACGAAAUUUCCAUACUUGGUUAAGAAAAAACUUAAAGAAGGCCAAGAACUGAGACGGGUAGCACAGCUUGACUGGAAAAUAAUUGAAAGCAACCAUGAGAAACCAUUUGUUGCAUCAGGCCUGCAAUUUGUUCCUUUGCCAGUGAUGCAUGGAGAAGACUAUCUCUGUUUGGGCUUUCUUUUUGGUGAAAAAUGUAAAGUAGCUUAUAUAUCUGACAUAUCACGUUUUCCAUCAAGCACUGAGUAUGUUAUUUCAAAAAAUGGAGGUGGACAGUUGGAUCUGCUUAUCUUGGAUACAUUGUAUAAGAAAGGAUCGCAUAAUACCCACUUUUGCUUCCCUCAGACGCUUGAAGCUGUGAAGAGGAUAUGCCCAAAGCGAGCUCUUUUAGUAGGGAUGACCCAUGAGUUUGAUCAUCAUAAAGACAAUGAAACUCUAAUGGAAUGGUCCAGAAGGUACAAUUCUCAGACACCCUUCCACUCAAUGAUCAGAGUCCAAAUUUAUGUGUCAAGAUUGGCAUUCAGUGGUCUUUCAAAUUCAUAUACUUUAGAUUUGACCAUUCUGAGAAUCCUGUGGCCUGAGCCUGAUGGGUGUUGCAUUGUUGAAGGACCAAAGGAGGAUGUGGGACUAAUGUUUUGUAGAGUCCUUUCUUUAAGUUUGCAGAAAGAUCUUUAAUAUGGAGAACUGAUUUUUCUACCUUCUCUUUCUUGAAUUUAGAGAAGGAAUACCGGUUCAACUUGCACAUGAUGGGUUGAGAGUCCCCAUAGACCUUUGAUGAGGUAAGAUGUCAACAUUGUGUAUUAUGGCUUCAAUUAAAUAUACAUAUUCACCUGGGUCUUAUUAAUUCCAUUCCGAGUACAUGUACCUUGGUCAUUGUUGUGUCCGCAGGUUGAUGUACCAAAUACAAAUCGUGGCCAGACACAUACUCAAAACUGUUGUUUUCCCUAUUUUGAAGGAAAGAAAACAAUUCAUGUAUUUGGGUUGAUGUCAACUUAUUUAAUGUAGUUUUAGCAGCUGUGAUGCAAGAAUGGAAACAAAUAAGAAGAGGAUGGUGCAAAUGCCGGUGUUAAGUAAUUCUAUGAUUCAGAAAAAAGUGAAGUGCAGAGUUAUCCUGCUGGUUCACUUCAUAUUACCAUCAUUUAUUUGGAAUACAUACUACAAACAAGAGGAGUCAUAUUCCCAUUAGGGGCUGUUUAAUAUUUUGCGAAUCCUGCAUUUAUUAAGAAAUUAUAGAGAAGUGUGUUAGGGUAUGAUACUGUGCUUGUGCUUCUUCCCGUGUUUCAUUCAUGAAAAUGACAGUACCAUUGGAGGAUUCAAGUCACUCGGGCGCUUGCCUCAGCUUGGAUCUUAUUUGGCAUUGCUGGGUUUUAGUUGUAAGAGUAUUUUUUGGUUGAGAACUUAUGUCUUAUGACUAUAAGAUUAUAAUCCAUUGGUGUUAACUAUUCCAAA